Molecule: messenger RNA, 3878 nt
Organism: Zingiber officinale
Lineage: Eukaryota; Viridiplantae; Streptophyta; Magnoliopsida; Zingiberales; Zingiberaceae
Product: DNA (cytosine-5)-methyltransferase CMT2-like
Exons: 21
Coding region: 107-3361 (1084 amino acids)
Cellular component (GO): nucleus
Molecular function (GO): DNA (cytosine-5-)-methyltransferase activity; chromatin binding
Source: RefSeq, a predicted model, not a curated record
CAAGGUUUUCGAUCCCGCUCCUCACUUUGCGGAACCCUAAGAACCCUAAUUCCCCACUUGAUCACUCUCCUCCUCUUAUCUUCUUGUCGCCUCGGCGUCGGCCGAAAUGGUGGGAAGUCCUUCCCCGGCCGGAUCGCCAAGGACCGUCUCGUGCCGCCGUUCCACCUCGAGCUCCCCGGCUGCGCCUACUGAAGGGAAUUCCUUCAGUUGUGACCAUGGGGAUUUGUUACCGCGGAUACUGAGGUCGUCUAAGGCGCCUACGGAUACUUCUGGCAGUCAUUCCUGCGUUUCCCGUCGGAAUGCGAAGCAUAGUCGCCCGCCAAAGGCACCGAAGCUCUUGAAAUCGCCCGUGCUUGGCUCGGAGUGCUUAUCUCCGUCUGGAAAUGGGGACUCCGAGAUGCACUCCUCUAAUUCGGUGGUUCAGGAUAUGGAAAUCGGCAUCCCUCCCAGCUUUCUUCCGUUCUCCAACAAACCUGACACCGGAUUGGACCGCGCUCCUGCCAACAACCAGGGUUACGAGGCCAAUCUUCUGACUUCAGACGCACAGGAGGUUGAAAAUGACGACUUGCUCGACUCACGGUUGACAUCUACAGCUGAAAACUCUAUCUCAAAAGCCGAAGCAAGCAUGGGUGAACUUUCCAUUUCCCACAACUUUGAUGCUUCUUCUGCUAACCAAGAGGCUGUCGAGCUUGCUGGUUCUUCGAUGAAGAGGCACAAAUUGUCAGAGCCAUCAGUAGAGUCUUUGGAUAGCCUGCAGCGGAAGCCAUCUAAGAUAUCAGGAUUGGCUAGCCAUGGGCAAGGUCCUGAUCCAGUGAGCAAUUGUGAUCGAGAAAAUGGUUUUGCAGUUCAUAGGAAACGAGAAAAUGGCAAAGGCGACUUACGCCAUUCACCAAGGCUAUCCUCUGUAGAUAAUUCUAGUUCAGAUACUACAGUGAACAAUAGUGUUCGCACUGUCAAACAUAGGCAUAAGAGGUCAAUUCAGAAAGGCAGAUUAAGGUCACCAAAGAAGUUUGAGAGUAGCGAGGACACUGAUAAGUGCUUCUUUGUUGGGGAGCCCAUACCCGAGGAGGAAGCAAGGGAAAGGUGGCCCUAUCGCUUUGUGUACCAGGACAAGAACCCAAAGAGACAGAGAAGUGCCUCUAGCAUUGAAGAUGAUGAUGAAAUUCCCCUUGAUGUUAAAUGGCACUACAUGCAAGCAAGCAUAUUGGGGUGUUUAUUUGAUAUUGGAGAUUGUGCAUAUAUUAAGGGUCCUAUGGACAAGCCCAAUUAUAUUGGCAGGAUUUUGGAAUUUUUUGAAACAAAAAAUGGAGAUCACUACUUCAGAGUGCAAUGGUUUUUCAGAGCAGAAGAUACUGUUUUGAAAGAUCAUGCUGCAGGCCAUGAUAAAAAGAGGCUUUUUUACUCUGAUCUACAAAAUGAUAACUUACUAGAUUGCAUUGUCUCUAAAGUUCAGAUUACAGAAACUCAUGCUGAACCCUUGGAAUCUAAAUCAGUUCCUUCAUGUUAUUAUUAUUAUAACAUGAAAUAUUCAGUGGAUUAUUCUUCAUUCUGUAAUAUUUGGAACACAUCUGGCAAUAUGAGUAGCACUAUGAAAGAAUCUUUUGCAGGAAAUAUCAAUAGUGAAUCAUUGGAAAAGGAAGACCUUGCUGUACUAGACCUAUAUUCUGGUUGUGGUGGAAUGUCAACUGGGCUUUGCCUUGGAGCAGCGAUGGCUGGGGUCAAACUUGUGACAAGAUGGGCACUUGAUUACAGUGAGCCUGCUUGCAUCAGUUUUAAGUUAAAUCAUCCAGAAACUCAGGUUAGGAAUGAGACUGCUGAUGAUUUCUUUAACUUACUGAAAGAAUGGGAAAAACUAUGCAAAAGGUAUAAAGUAAAUGUUUCUACAGUAAGUGAUUCUUGCUCAAAAACAUCCAAAGUGAAAGAUCCUCCAAGGAAGUCUGGCUCUCAGUCCAACAUUUCAAAAGGUGAAUAUGAAGUAUCAAAGAUAGUUGACAUUUGUUAUGGAGAUCCUGCUGAUGAAGGAAAACCUGGAUUAAAGUUCAAGGUUCGCUGGAAAGGUUAUGGCCCUAGUGAAGAUACCUGGGAACCAUUGCAGAAUUUAAGAAAUUGUGAAGAACUACUAAAUGAAUUUGUUUUAGAAGGAUUCAAAUCAAACAUAUUACCACUUCCUGGGAGUGUAGAUGUGGUGUGUGGAGGACCUCCAUGUCAAGGAAUUAGCGGUUAUAAUAGGUACAGAAAUUUCAAUGCACCGCUUGAUGAUGAAAGAAACCGACAAAUCGUGGUCUUCAUGGACAUAGUACAAUUUUUGAAGCCUAAAUAUGUUUUAAUGGAAAAUGUUGUGGAUAUACUGAACUUUGCUGACGCUACUCUUGGGCGAUAUGCUUUGAGUCGUUUAGUUUCUAUGAGCUACCAAGCUAGACUUGGGAUCAUGGCUGCUGGUUGUUAUGGUGUCCCUCAGUUUCGUUUGCGGGCCUUUCUGUGGGGAAGUCACCCCAAAGAGAAACUACCUCCAUUUCCAUUACCAACACACGAGGUGAUUGUGAAGAAUGGUUGUCCGCAAGAAUUUGAGCGCAAUCUUGUUGGGUAUGAUGAAGGGCAGCCACGGGUGCUUGAAAAGCCCCUUCUUCUCGAAGAUGCUAUUGCUGAUCUUCCACUAGUUACACAUAAAGAAGAAUGGGAUGAAAUGCCAUAUGGGAAGAGUGCUCAAACUGAGUUUCAAAAGUUCAUUCGGACACCAAAACAUGAAAUAUUGGCAUCUGCACAAAAACGUCCGAAGGUAUCACACUCUACUUUGUAUGACCAUCGCACGACGCCGUUGGGAGAUGAUGAUUAUUUGCGAAUAUGCCAAAUUCCACGGAGAAAGGGAGCAAAUUUUAGAGAUCUUUCAGGUGUCACUGUUGGUCCUGAUAAUACUGUCCAGUUCGACCCCAAAAUUGAGAGAAUACUGCUACCUUCUGGGAGGCCACUGGUUCCAGAUUAUGCCAUGAAUUUUUGUCACGGAAAGUCAUCAAGACCUUUUGCUCGGCUUUGGUGGGAUGAAAUAGUACCAACUGUGAUCACUAUACCAAAUUUUCGUUGCCAGGCAAUGCUACAUCCUGAGCAAGAGCGAGCACUUACCAUUCGAGAAUGUGCAAGAUUGCAAGGUUUUCCUGAUUACUACAGAUUCCAUGGGACAGUGGAAGAAAGAUAUCGCCAUGUUGGCAAUGCUGUAGCUGUUCCAGUAGGUCGGGCUCUUGGAUAUGCUUUGGCUAUGACAUGGCUUAGAAAAAGUGGAGAUGGACCCCUGAUGACGCUGCCACCUAAGUUUGCAUUCUCACACACACUUCAAGAUCUUUCUACAUCUACUAACAACCUGCAUUGAACACUUACCUUAAACCCUACUGCUAUUCUUCAAGAUUCACUUGAUCCUAAAUCUAUAAGGUGAGAUCGCCCCGGUAUUGUUCUUGUGAGGGCCUUGUUUAAUUUAUUUCAUUCCUUUUCAAGCUAAAUAAUGCUCGGCAAAAUCAACUUCGCAUCUUAGGUCCCUCAUUGACUCAUUGUUUAGAUUUGUAUCUUAAUUUAGAAAUUGUCCUCUGAAUUAUAAUCCACUCAUUUGCCCUGAUCCACCCUUUGGCAAGUCUAUGCCUCUUGUAUUUCCAAGCCAUCUCCAUCGUGGUUGCUGUUCUUGCACACUGGAAGAUUAAUUUAGUUAUGAUUUUUUAGCCAUUUUUUAAUUGCUCAAAUCUGUAUUACCAACCAACGUGUCAUUUGCAUUGCCUUGUUUCAUGAAACACGGUGCCAAAAUUUGGCAGCUGAUCAAAAAUUGCAAUGUUAUUUAAAGAGUUGGCUGUUGUAAACUGACUGCAUUUUUAUAAUUUCCCAGGAAGUUGGAGCCGCAA